CGUCCGGCCUGCCCGCCGUGAGGCCCCCGCCGCCCGCGGGCACCCGGAGCCAGGCCCGCAGCGGUGAGUGACCGUGCGCCCGCGGCCCUCCCUUCACCCCGGGCCCGGCCCUCCGUCCGGAGCCUGCCGCCGCCCUCCGACCCUACCGCGUCCCGCCCCCUGGCCCGGCAGGCACCCUCCCGGUGUGACCCGAGAGGGACCCCGGCCCCCUGACCUGCAGACUGGGCUCAACACCCAGCACUUGUGACCACUCUUCCACCUGCCUCCAGCAGACACAUCUCUCUACCAAACACCUUUACCCCUUCGCCACCCGUGGGAAACCAGAGCCUCUUAGCACCCCAGCUCCAUCUCUCCUCCCCAUCUUGGGGUUGCGUGCCUGACCAGUUUUCCGACCGUGUUUUCCACAAAGCAUAAGUCUGGGUACACGAGUCUGUUGAUGUCGUCUGAAUCUGGCUGGCUCUUCAGUAUAAGUACCAAAACUUGAAAAAAUCAAGUCACAGAAGGAUCCUAAAAGUCCCACCCAACCUUCAGUCUGAUGCCCAUCCCGCCCUCCGACCGCCUGGAAUGGAAUGAGUCUAUGCACUCCCUGCGGAUCAGCGUGGGGGGCCUUCCUGUGCUGGCGUCCAUGACCAAGGCCGCGGACCCCCGCUUCCGCCCACGGUGGAGGGUGAUCCUGCCAUCCUUUGUGGGUGCUGCUGUCCUCUGGCUGCUGUACUCCCACCGCCCAUCCCCAGGCAGGCCCCCCACCUACAACACACACAACUGGAGGCUCAGCCAGACACCUGCCAACUCGUACAAUGACACCUACCCUCUCUCAGUCCCCCAGAGGACACCAGGUGGGAUUCGGUACCGAAUUGCAGUCAUUGCUGAUCUGGACACAGAGUCAAGGGCCCAAGAGGAGAACACAUGGUUCAGUUUCCUGAAGAAGGGCUACCUGACCCUGUCGGACAGUGGGGACAAGGUGGCUGUGGAGUGGGACGAAGACCCUGCGGUCCUGGAGUCCCACCUGGUGGAAAAGGGGAGGGACAUGGAGCUCUCAGACCUGAUCGUCUUCAAUGGGAAGCUCUAUUCUGUGGAUGACCGGACAGGGGUCGUCUACCAGAUUGAAGGCACCAAGGCUGUGCCCUGGGUGAUCCUGUCAGAUGGUGAUGGGACAGUGGAGAAAGGCUUCAAGGCCGAGUGGCUGGCAGUGAAGGACGAGCAUCUGUAUGUGGGCGGCCUGGGCAAGGAGUGGACCACCCCCACAGGGGACAUGGUGAAUGAGAACCCGGAGUGGGUGAAAGUGGUGGGCCACAGAGGCAGCGUGGACCACGAGAACUGGGUGUCCAGCUACAACGCUCUGAGGGCUGCCGCUGGGAUCCAGCCACCAGGCUACCUUAUCCAUGAGUCUGCCUGCUGGAGUGACACACUGCAGCGCUGGUUCUUCCUGCCACGCCGGGCCAGCCACGCACGCUACAGUGAGAAGGAGGAUGAGCGCAGGGGCACCAACCUCCUCUUGAGCGCCACCCCAGACUUCAGCGAGGUCACCGUCAGCCGCGUGGGGGAGGUCGUCCCCACACAUGGCUUCUCAUCCUUCAAGUUCAUCCCCAACACCGAUGACCAAAUCAUCGUGGCUCUCAAGUCCGAAGAGGACAGUGGCAAGAUCGCCACCUACAUCAUGGCCUUCACGCUCGAUGGCCGCUUCCUCCUGCCAGAGACCAAGAUUGGAAGUGUGAAGUAUGAAGGAAUAGAAUUUAUUUAGAUUUUAAAACUUCAGCCAUUAACCAAGGCUGACGGGUGGACAGUCUGAAGCAGCAUCAAGACUCAGAUUUUAUAAAAGCCGAGGACUGCACUUCCCAUUUGUCUCUCUCCAGAGAUGAGGCGUGUGCCUGGCUUAGCAGUGUCGGUGUUGGAGGGUUGGGGGGUUGGUCGUAGGCUGGGAAGGGUGGAGGUGCUGGGACCGCCAUGCUCCCCGCAUCUCUGCUGCCACAUCACCAUCGUGUCCUGAGCUGGCUGGCCCUUCCUCCCUUUUCUUUCCUGUUCUUGUGUUCAAUAGAAUUCCUGUUUGGAAAGCCCCCUCCCCCACCCCCAGUUACGGUGAGUGUGAGGUGGACCUGCCUUCUGGGAACUCCAAGGCCACCCCCUUUUUCUCCUACUUUGUGAGCCUCGGGCAUUAUCUUCAUCCCUGCAGGUCCUUGGCUAGAAGAUGUUUACAUUGCAGAACACCACAGGGCCCCCGGGACACACCUGCCCACAGUUGCCACAGGAAAGGGUACAGGCCCAGCCCAUCUCUGGUUCCCAAACCCCACAUAAAACAUCCUCCACUUUUUA
Nycticebus coucang (slow loris) is the source of this 2310-nucleotide messenger RNA. RefSeq names its product soluble calcium-activated nucleotidase 1-like. The transcript is spliced from 3 exons. Gene Ontology annotation, biological process: proteoglycan biosynthetic process. Bases 536 to 1741 code for a protein of 401 amino acids. Gene Ontology annotation, molecular function: calcium ion binding; GDP phosphatase activity; UDP phosphatase activity. Lineage: Eukaryota; Metazoa; Chordata; Mammalia; Primates; Lorisidae. The record is from RefSeq and is a predicted model, not a curated record.